This is a messenger RNA of Purpureocillium lilacinum, 1920 nucleotides long. RefSeq lists its product as uncharacterized. Gene Ontology annotation, cellular component: mitochondrion. The record is from RefSeq and is a predicted model, not a curated record. Gene Ontology annotation, molecular function: nucleic acid binding; ATP binding; RNA helicase activity. NCBI's taxonomy places the organism in Eukaryota, Fungi, Ascomycota, Sordariomycetes, Hypocreales, Ophiocordycipitaceae.
AUGUUCAGACACGGCCUCCGCCGGUGCGCCGGCCUGGCAAGCGCCGCGUCCAUGUCGGUGCUCCCGCGCAGCCGCGCCCUCGUGCCCGUCGCGCGACAGGGCGUCGCAUCGCUGGGCCGCUCCAACACGCCGCUGAGGAGCGUUGCGCAGAUUGCGCGCAUGUACAGCAGCGAGGCGGCGGUCGCAGAGACCCAGGCUGUCGACGGCGACGCCGCUGCCGUCGCCGGUGCCCCUAAAGAUGCGACUCAGUUCUCCGACCUCAGGCAGCUCGGCGUCCACGACAACUUGCUGAGGGCCAUCGUCGACGAUAUGGGAUACGAAGACAUGACGCCUGUGCAGGCAAAGACCAUCAACCCCGCCCUCAAGGGCACCGACAUUGUAGCUCAGGCCAAGACCGGUACCGGCAAGACGCUUGCCUUCCUCCUGCCGAUGCUCCAGCGCAUGAUUGAAGAAGAUCCGUCGCUGGCCUCGAGACGAGCAAUGCGCGCCGCCCGCUCCAACGACAUUCGAGGCAUCGUUCUGUCGCCGACUCGCGAACUCGCCGAACAAAUCGCCACUGAAGCCAAGCGCCUCGUGCGACACACCGGACUUGUCGUUCAGUCUGCCGUCGGAGGAACCCACAAGGGUUCCAUGCUCCGCCAGACGCAGCGCCAGGGCUGCCACCUCAUGGUUGCCACCCCUGGUCGCCUCAACGAUCUGCUGCAGGACCCGGCCAGCGGCAUUGAGGCCCCGAACCUGGCUGCUCUCGUGCUCGACGAGGCCGACCGUAUGCUGGACGUCGGCUUCGAGAAGGAGCUGGGAGAGAUCACGCGUUGCCUCCCGAACAAGGAUGAAAAGGUUCGCCAAACCAUGCUGGUCUCCGCUACCAUUCCCGACGAUGUCAUCCGCCUGGCACGCUCCAUGGUCCGACCGCAAGACUUCGAAUUCGUGCAGACCAUUGCCGAAAACGAGUCUCUUACCCACGACCGAGUGCCGCAGCACAUCGUGCCCGUUUCCUCGUGGAGCAACGUCUUCCCCAGCCUGUUCGAGCUCAUCGACCGCGAAUCCGCCAAGACCCGAGAGGAUCGAAGCCUGAAGCCUUUCAAGGCCAUUGUCUACUUCAACACCACCGCGCUCGUUGAGCUCGGCAGCGAGCUCGGCUUCCAGCGGAGGCGCAACAACCUGAUGCGGAUCCCGACCUUCUCGAUCCAGUCUCAGCUCUCCCAGAACCAAAGAACCAAGGCUGCGGACAUGUUCCGCAACGCGCGAUCCGCCGUCCUCUUCUCCUCCGAUGUUACCGCUCGCGGCAUGGACUUCCCCGAUGUCACCCACGUUAUUCAGGUCGACACGCCACGUGACCGUGAGUCGUACAUUCACCGACUCGGCCGCACCGGCAGACAGAACAAGGAGGGCGAGGGCUGGCUCCUGAUGCCGCCGAUGUCGCUGAGCAGUGCGCGAAAGCUCCUACGAGGACUUCCGCUGCAGCAGAACAAGUCUCUCGAGAGCGCAGAGGUCGACAUCGAAUCCGGAGAGCUUCCCAAGUUUCACCAGGAGGCGCUGGAUCUCUCACAGUCCAUUCACAAGAGGAUCCUGGGAUCCGCCUACACGUCCAUCUUUGGCGGCCAAGUCAGCCACAGAGAGGACCUCGUUGAUGACUUGAAUCUCUGGGCCACUCAGGGCUGGGGCUGGGCUGAGCCGCCGCCAGUCUCCUCGUCCUGGGCACGCAACCAGGGCCUUCUCCGGUCCAACCUGAAUAUCCAGGACCGAGGUCGACGUGACGACCGCGACGACGACGACCGGGGCGACCGCCGCGGCUCGAGGCGCUCCGGGUCGCGCUUCUCGGACGACAGGAAAUCGUCUGAUCCGUUCGCCGAGAUGGGACGCCGCGCAAAGCGCGACAGCCCUGGCUCGGGCCGUGGCUUCGGCCGCCCCAAGUGGUAA